This is a messenger RNA of Papilio polytes (common Mormon), 1894 nucleotides long. Its product is annotated as UDP-glucuronosyltransferase 2B19-like. Lineage: Eukaryota; Metazoa; Arthropoda; Insecta; Lepidoptera; Papilionidae. The record is from RefSeq and is a predicted model, not a curated record. The transcript has 4 exons. Bases 19 to 1575 code for a protein of 518 amino acids. Gene Ontology annotation, molecular function: UDP-glycosyltransferase activity.
CAUCGCUGGUGUAAAAAAAUGAUAUUAAGAAUAUCAGUUUUAUAUUUACUAUGUGUUACUUUAUCAUUUAUAGAGAGUGCUCGAAUAUUGGGUGUAUUUCCUACACCAUCCAUCAGUCACCAAGUUGUUUUCCGUACCCUAACACAUGAAUUGGCACGGAGAGGUCACGAGGUUGUUGUUAUUACAACGGACCCUGUACAUCCAAAAGAAAAGGUUCCCGAAAAUUUAAUUGAAAUAGAUGUCCAUGAUUUGUCUUAUUCAAAAUGGAACAAGGUCGUGUCUGAAAUGGAAGAUGGUUCAAGAGAUGUCACCUCGCAAGUGAAAGCAAUGAUUCUUAUAGGCAUGGAAAUUUUCGAAGAUCAAAUGAAGACUGAAAGUGUACAAAAGUUGUUAUCAUAUAAAGAUGAUCAUUUUGACUUGAUUCUGGUCGAGGCCUUGGUAUCAUAUACUUUAGGAUUCUCGCAUAUUUUUAAGUCACCAGUUAUUUUAGUUAGUUCUUUUGCUGGAGUUUGGGAAAACUAUGAAUCUAUAGGAGCGCCAACACAUCCAAUUUUAUAUCCGAGUUCAGUAAGAGAUAGAUUAAACAAUAUAACAAUGUGGGAGAAAUUUGUUCAGUUAACAAAAGAGUACAAAAUGAAAAAUGAGAAUAAAAACUAUGAUAUCGCGAACAAGUUAAUCAAGAAAGUAUUUGGUGCGGACACUCCUCCAAUUCAGCAGUUGUUUGAUAAUGUAGCAAUGUUAUUUUUGAACGUGCAUCCUAUUUGGGAUAACAACCGACCUGUGCCUCCAGGUGUGAUCUACAUGGGUGGAUUACACCAGAAUCCAAUGAGAGAAUUACCUAAGGAUAUAAAAGAAUAUCUCGACUCAUCUAAAAACGGUGUUAUUUACUUUAGUUUGGGCACAAAUGUAAAACCGUCUUACGUGCCUCCAGAAAAGCUACAAGCUAUUGUAAAAGUAUUUUCACGACUGCCGUACGAUGUUCUUUGGAAAUGGGACAACGAUGAACUUCCAGGUCGAUCAAAUAAUAUAAAAAUAGCCAAAUGGUUGCCGCAAUCUGAUUUAUUAAGGCAUCCAAAAGUGAAAUUGUUCAUAACUCAAGGAGGUUUACAGUCAACGGAUGAAGCAAUCUCUGCUGGAGUGCCUUUGAUUGGUAUACCCUUGCUAGCGGACCAAUGGUACAAUGUGGAAAAAUAUGUGGAACAUAAAAUUGGAGUCAGGAUUGACAUAGAUACAGUGACAGAAGAAAUAUUCGAAACCGCAAUACAAACCGUUAUUAAAGACAAAAGCUAUCGUGAAAACAUAGUGCGACUGCGCAGUAUAAUGAGUGACCAGCCGCAAAGUCCGCUAGAGCGCGCUGUGUGGUGGACAGAGCACGUGUUACGUCACGGCGGCGCGCGUCACUUGAGGAGUCCGGCCGCUAACAUUUCGUGGUCUCAAUAUUUAGAAUUAGAACUAGUAUUUACUUUGGCUACUAUAUUAAUACUCACUCUUUUAGUUCUUGUAAUAUUUAUUAAGACGAUUUGUAGCUUUAUACAUUCAAGUGUAACUACAAAAAGUAAAAUGAAGAAGUAUUAGUUAAUACUUUUUGUUAAAUAAGCUAUAUCAAAUUUGAAAAAAAAAAUGUGAUGUCUGAAAGUUGAAAGAGAGUCAACUAACACGAAACAAUGACUAUGACAAAAUGGAAAAAUGUAAAAUGAAAAAAAAAUAAAAAACAUUUAAUGCAUCAUUUGCCUGUGUCAUGUCAAUAGUAUAUUCCAUACAAGUAACCCUACAAGGAUUAUAUGGCAGUUGGAACUUUGGUGAACUAACAAUAUUAUCUUUAAAACGCCAUAUUUUGACCAAUAAGAGAGCGGCAACUGACAGGAGAAUGUCGCAUUUCCAUAAUUUCUAAAUU